AUAUUGGGCUUCGCUUCGUCUUGGAAGCGAGAGGCCAGGCGGCUGCGCUUUUGCCUGCUGGUUGGUGCUGCUCUUGCCUCUUGCUGGGACCGGAGUUUCUUUUAAAUCGUCUCUGAGGAAGCAGCCUCAAACUAGGCUUCCUAGUUUGUGUUCAUCGCAGUUCAGAUUAGCCAGAAAGCGGAGUGGGAGAAGCCUCUCCCGUUCGGUCUUCCUUAUAUCUUAACCGGGAUAAGAAUGAGAAUAUGAGCCAGAGAGACAUUUGCGUACAUCUCUUUGCUGGAGGAUGUGGAGGCACAGUAGCUGCAAUCUUGACAUGUCCACUAGAAGUUCUGAAAACACGAUUGCAAUCAUCAUCUGUUACUCUCUACAUUUCUGAAGUUCAGCUAAAUACUGUGAAUGGUGCAAGUGUUAAUCGGGUUUCUCCACGGGCUUUCCAUUGUUUUAAGAUGAUCUUACAAAAUGAGGGUCCCCGGUCAUUUUUCAGAGGACUAGGUCCUAAUUUGGUAGGCGUGGCUCCAUCCAGAGCGCUAUAUUUUGCAACUUACUCCAAGUCCAAAGAAAUUAUGAAUAACAUAUUUGAGCCAGAUUCUACUCAAGUACAUAUGACCUCAGCUGGCGUGGCAGGUUUUACUGCCAUCACAGUAACUAAUCCAAUUUGGUUAGUAAAGACACGAUUACAACUUGAUGCAAGGAAUCGUGGAGAAAGACGGAUGAAUGCUUUUGAAUGUGUACGCAAAGUUUAUCGGUCAGAUGGAAUUAAAGGUUUUUACCGAGGGAUGUCUGCCUCUUACGCAGGCAUAUCAGAGACUGUUAUUCAUUUUGUUAUUUAUGAGAAUAUUAAACAAAAAAUCUUGGAAUGUAAUUCUGCUUCUGGAAUGGGUAAAGAGGAUGAGCCUGUCAAAAAAGCAUCUGAUUUUGUUAGUAUGAUGGCAGCUGCAGCCACUUCGAAAACCUGUGCUACAUCUAUUGCCUAUCCACAUGAGGUUGUACGAACAAGACUACGAGAAGAAGGAACAAAAUACCGAUCCUUUUUCCAGACGCUGUCAUUGCUUAUGCAAGAAGAAGGCUAUAGUUCUUUCUAUCGUGGCCUAGCCACACAUUUGAUAAGACAAAUACCAAACACGGCUAUAAUGAUGACUACCUAUGAAGUGGUAGUCUACUUGCUCAAUAGACAGCAGCACUACUAUCUGACUAUCGGGAAGUGAAAGACCAAAAGUUUGCAAUGGACCAUAAACAUUCUGAAUGAUAGACAGCAGCUAUACAUAUUUACAUCAUCCAGGUAUAUCACCCAUAUAUCAACUAUAUGCAGAUAUGGACAAAGUGGAAGAAUGUUGAUAGGCAAGCACUUCACACUUCUGCUGGCUUGUCAUAUGGUAUCUCUUGCAAGUUGUUCUUAAGGACUGCAUUUAACAUGUCAUACUUCAGUUGCAAUUUCCUCUUACCAUGUUAACUUUUUUACUUCUAUGCAGCGAGCUGCAAGGGCUUGGUGUGAACAAGGAGGUUGUAACGGGUUUUAGUGCAAGGUGUAAAUCCAUUACUGGUUGUAGAAUUAUGUUCUCCUACAGCAGUUUGAAGGCUAUGUCAGCGUAAAGCAGAUUCGUGCUUGUAUCUGAAAGUCCAUUUUGCAAUUGAAAUAAAAUGAAAGGUGAAGAUUUACAUUAAGCUUCCCAUUUUACUACCUCAAUGGGUCUCAGAAGGAAAUGUAAAUUCCUACAUUCCUCUAAAAACAUAGUGAUAUCCAUUUGUUUAUACAUAGGGGCAGGGCAGGAAGAACAAAAUUCUAAUAAUUUUAACAUCUGACCCUGGGGUUCAGUGUGCCAUAGGUGCAUAUUUUAAUAACCCACUUAUUUUAAUUUUUUGCUGUACAAAUAGAAGAAUGUUAAGAUCUGUGUAAGAUUUACUUCUGUUCUCCUGCAUGCAUCUGCUGAUGGAUCCCAGUAGGACUUAAAAGUAUUUCUAGAUUGUGUUAUUUUGAACCAAGAAGCAACCAAUCCUUGAAGUGUGGCAAAUAACUUAAUAAUUCAGCAUUAUGUCAGACUUCAGCAAACUUAAUUCUUGUAAGAGUUACUUCACCUGAGCUGAAAUCUGCAUGAACUAAAUGUCAAACUUCACUAUACUUCAAGAACAUAUCAAAAUAAAAUGCUAAUAGAAUUAACUAAAGAAAUAAUAAUACUCUGCAUUCAAGCAUUCCCUUGUAUUUUAUUAUUUGCUUAAUUUCUGGUGCAUUGUGCAGAAAUUGAAAAAUGAAUGUUUUUUCCCCUCAGAAAGUAUAAUCCUUAAAAUUUAUUUCAACAUUUACACAAUAUCAUUUGCUAUAAUUUCAGAGUUGAUUUUCACUAACAUAUAGUAACUAUGUUGUCUUUAACAAACACUAUUCACAGUAUUACAAGUAACCUAUUUUAGUGUUAUAUAAUUAAUACAAAAAUCCUACAUUCAUUUUUUUAACUACAGCCCUGCUGUUCAAGGCAAAUUUUCUGCCUAUGAAUUACCAUUUUCUAAUUGAAUAAUUUUUUUUAUUUGUAAAUUUAGCUAGUGAUACCAGGAAACAAGCUUGUGAAUUUCUUUGCGGGUAUUUAGUUCAAAGACAAUAUUCUAAAAAUGUGUAUCAUUAGUGCAUUUAAUUUUUUUAUUAAAGAAAAAUAAUUGUAAUGGUGCAAUCCUACUCUUGCCUAUUCAGAAGUUACAAAGAAUGUAGAAAGAUUUAUUUCUAAGUCAGUUGUUUCUAAAUAGAAUUAUAGCUUAAAGAUUAUUUAUGGCAACUAGCUUAAAUCAUGAUUAGUUCCUUUUAUUAUUGUAUAUAUUUUGUUACUGUAUAAUGCAGAGAAGUGAAACAUGGGGGCAUGAGGAAGGCUUAAAAUUUAUUUCUAUAAACUCUUCAAAAACAAUUUUAUUGCAGGCUACUUUAAAAUAAUGCAGGGAUACUGAGAAUAUAACCAACUGUCAAAAUAAUUUCUCCGUGGCUAUUCUAUAGCAGAUGCAUUUCCUAUAGACUUGCAAUAUUUAGUUUGAUGGUUGUAUUAAAAUGUACCUCUUGUUACACAUCAUACUGCUGAAACAGGAAAUAAUUUUCUUUAACUAGACUGAUCUUGUUAUACAUGUAGUCCUUGACUUACGACCACAUUUGGGGCUGAAAUUUUGACUGCUAACCAAUGUAGUUAUUAAGGAAAUCUGGCUUUUCCCUUUGACUGACUUUUUGGAAGCUUGCUAGAGGGUUGCAAAUCAUGAUCACAUGACUGUAAGAUGCAGCCUCUUUGGUAAAUGUGAGCCUGUUACCAAGUGCUCAAAUUGUGAAUGGGUGACUUGCAGGGAUGAUGUGAUGUUGUAACUUCAAGGACAUACUAUAAGUCAUUUUUUUCAACACCAUUGUAACUUCAAACUAUCAUUAAAUGAAUGGUCAUAAGUAGAGGACUAUUUGUAUUAUUUUAAUAAACAUGACAGAUACAAUCAAUAGUUGAAGAUGAAUGAAGAAAACUAUCAUUAAAGGAAGCAAUUCCCCGACAAAUUUUCAUCUGAACAAAUUUCUUGCUUGUAAAUAUUACUGACAAAGAUGUUAUUGGUAGUAAACAUUAGGCUACAAAUGCUUGCUGUCUGUCUUAAAUGGUAAAAUUGAGUAAUAUUACUUUGUUAUGAAGAAAUUUCUAGAAAAACUAACUUCAUAUAUUUCUAUUUCUACACUCAGGUAGAUUCAUAUAACUAAGUCUCCCUCCCACCUUGUGCAAUCACCAUUAACACCAUAUGAUAGCAUUCCAACAACAAUCACCCAAAGAUAAUGAAUCAGAGAACUUUGGGGUAAUCUUAAAAUGUAGGUAAAAUCAUGAUUGCUUAUUAAUUCUCCUCUGACAAGGUCUUUAAAAAUAAAUAUUUCAAAAUCAUAAACUGUUCUAGCACGCCAGCUUUAUGAACCCACAUUUCUAUUGCUUAUUAUCAAGUAGAUCCCUCUCAUUGCAUGAUCAUGCAGCAUUCUGACCAUGCAGCUGCUUAAGGUACAUGACUUUGCUUGAUGAAUAAAGCCUCUUUUCACUAACAUAUCUAUUUGAUUAUAAUUUGAAACAAAACUUAUUUUGGUAAAAUUUUUAUAAUCUGCCUUCAGAAAAAUGCAUUUGAUUAUGAUAGAUAUAUUAAGAAUUAGGGUUGUGAUGAAGUGAACAAAUUAAUCCUAAGCAUUUUUACUGUCACUGCCAUUUUAUGUAUGCUAUGACAUGAGCGGUGGAAUAUCUAGGUUCAAAGAAGAAAUAGUUAUAUCAGUGUAUGUGUGUGUUGGCAUGCAUGUUGUGCUUGUCAGCAAUUCUUUAAACAAUUUCAAGUAAGAAGUAAGUUUCCUUACUUCUUAAGGCAGCGACUACAGAAUCCCAGAAAAAAUAUAUACCUUUAAUUUAAGAAGGUACUGAGAGUUGUAACGUAUUUCUUUUUACAUGCCUAUUCCUAGUAGUAUUUUUAUUAGCGCAUUACUUGCUAAACAUGAAUCUGUAGGAUACUUGUUUACUUUAGUCCAGCGUUUCUCAACUUCUACAGUUUUAAGAUGUGUGGACUUCAACUCCCAGAAUUCCCAAACCAACAUUAGAGGUUUAGAGAACUCUGAGCACUGAAGUCCUUGCAUCUUAAAAGUUGCUGAGAUUGAGAAACACUCCCUUAAUCUAAGUUUAAUGUUGAUGAUCUUUAGCAAAGUUGCCUUAAUGAGCUAUCCUAACUUCAACCUGAAUUCAGAUUACGGACCUCAGGCAAGAUUAAAAGAAGAACCAGAAAUCUCAUGGAAUACUUGCAGAAAGCUCCCUCGGUAUCAUGCUCCUACCAAAGGAAUAUUGAUUCCCAGUGCCCACUCUUGGGUUGAAAUAAAAAACAAAAAAUUAGCAAAAAAAUUAGC
Molecule: messenger RNA, 4861 nt
Organism: Ahaetulla prasina
Lineage: Eukaryota; Metazoa; Chordata; Lepidosauria; Squamata; Colubridae
Gene: SLC25A36
Product: solute carrier family 25 member 36
Exons: 7
Coding region: 243-1205 (320 amino acids)
Biological process (GO): pyrimidine nucleotide import into mitochondrion
Cellular component (GO): mitochondrion
Molecular function (GO): pyrimidine nucleotide transmembrane transporter activity
Source: RefSeq, a predicted model, not a curated record